AUGAUGGAUUUCCCUAGUCGCUUUUUUAUGAAGAAGUUUCCCACAUGCACACCAGAUCUUCGAAUUGUUGCAGAAGGGGAUGAACCACGUGUGAUUUACGCUAAAAAACUCAACUUUUCCACCUGCAGAAGCUUCUUGGGGGUGAAUCAUGAAGUGGGUUCUAGAUUCUCAUGGUCUCGUAUUCAUCAAUCAGAUCUUCCACCAGAUGCUUCAUCCAUGAAGUUAUCACGAAGAGUGGAAUGCAAUUCCAAGCUAGUUGUUGCUCUUUCAGUCAAUGAUGAGUGCUUUGUUCCUGUUCUUGACAAGAGAAGUGGAAUCAACUUAAUUCAUAAUGUACUCUCAUCGCUUGAUAUUGAGAAAUUGAUCAUUCAUGCCAUUGCUGAACACAUGCAUACAUGGAUAGAUGUUUUUGGUUUCAAGCCUCUUGAGGAAACACAUAGACAAGAAAUGAGGUCCAUCAACAUGUUGGUGUUUCCUGCAACAGAUAUGUUGCAGAAACCACUAAUUCUAGAGAAAGGUUCAUCAUUACAUAAGAUAAGAAUGGAAUUGGAAUUGGAAAGCAACAUUCUGAAGCCUAACAAAUCUGAAUCAAGUUCUCCCGAUGUUAAAGAGUCGAGACAAAGAAUUUCUCCAUCGGAUUCCGGUUCUCAAGAUGCUAGCGAUGCGACUCUUUCCAUCAGUUAUGUUAAAGUUGACAUCCUGUUUCUGGUUCCGGAAAGAAAAGCAAAUAAAAGGUGUGUAUGGGGUGGUAAUGAGACUACAAAUGGAAUUGCUGAUGCCGAUUCCAAGGGAGAAGGAUUUGCUCCACAAAAUGGGAAUGUGACGCCUUCCACCAAAACAGGCGGUGCCUAUUCCAUUCCAGCUUCUCGGGGAAGUGCUGGUGUAGGCUUUGAUGUCGUGCAAUAUGGAUUAGCAUCUACUCCAACAAUGUUCAAUAAUAGUACACUCACAACAAAUGAAGACUUUCUAUGUCCAGUUGAUGGAGUUAUCAUGAUAACUUCAAGCCAUCUUCCUUAUAAUAGAAAUGCUUUUAAAUUCUUUACUAAUGAAGGAGGCCUUGGAAAACCUGACAUUAAAGACAUUCUGAAGCGUGCUGCAAACAUAUACAAUGGAUUUACACCAAAAUCUCUAGAAGAGGCAGAAAGAAAAGUUUCAUCUUCCAUCACUAAAGUUUCAUCUUCCGUCACCAAAAUCUCUAGAAGAGGCAGAAAGAAAAGUUUCAUCUUCCAUCACUAUUUGUUUUCCAGGGAAAUUUGUUUUUCGAGGAAGAUUUCAGUGUUACAAGCAAGAUUCGGCCAGGGCUUUAGAUUCAGGCGCAAGCUCCAACAGCAUACAUCUUCUUUGCCUCCACCCUUCCAGUCAUUGCCUUCGGGGUUACUCAAGGAAAAUGCAAAUGGUAGUAAAUACUGGGCAUAUGGAGGUGACUUUGGAGAUACACCAAAUGACUUAAAUUUCUGCUUAAAUGGUCUCAUAUGGCCUGAUCGGACUCCUCAUCCUGCUCUAAAUGAGGUCAAGUAUUGCUAUCAUCUCACAUUUGAGUUUAUAGGAAUCAACAAUCACUAUGAAACUUCUAGUGUUUAG
This is a messenger RNA of Lactuca saligna, 1581 nucleotides long. The record is from the annotation of a GenBank genome assembly. Lineage: Eukaryota; Viridiplantae; Streptophyta; Magnoliopsida; Asterales; Asteraceae.